CUUAUAGUGCGCGUGCCGCGGUGGGUGGAGCGGAAGUGUCGGUGCUGUUGGCGGAACAGGCGGAGGCAGAGCAGCUCGGAGCGGACAGCACGGACAGGAAGGCCCGGCCCGGAUCCUCCGCAUCGAACGGGACAUGUCUGGCAGGAUGGAGAUGGACGUCGGCGGAGUGUCGCGGACCCACGUCGCCAUUCUUCCCGCGGCUGAGCUCAAGUCCUCGCUGAAGCCCGAGGCCGAGCGCCCGCGCUGCGCCAGCACGCCGUGCUCGCCCAUCCGGGGCACGGUGGCCGGCUACCAGAUCCUCCACAUGGACUCCAACUACCUGGUGGGCUUCACCACGGGGGAGGAGCUGCUCAAGCUGGCGCACACGUGGUCGGAGGCCCCGCCGGAGAAGGGCCCCGCCGCUGAGGCCGCGUCCGGCCCGGUGCGCGGCUCCAAGUCCGCCGACCUGGGCGUCCACCGGUCCUCGCGCAUCUUCAAGGCCAGGGGCCGCUACUACCAGCCCUACGACAUCCCGGCCGCCAACGGGCGGCGGCGCCGGCGGAUGCCCAGCUCCAGCGACCCGGCGCUCCGGUCGGCGGCGGCGGCGGGCGAGGCCGGGAAGGCCCUCCACCCUCCUCUACCUCUCUGCCUGCUCAAGGGGAAGCGAGCCCACUCCAAAUCGCUGGACUACCUGAAUCUGGACAAGAUCAGCAUCAAGGAGUCGUCGGACACGGAGGUGCUGCAGUACCAGCUGCAGCACCUCACCCUGCGGGGCGAGCGAGUCUUCACCCGCAACAAGACAUGAGAGCGCACGGGAGGGCCUUUUUUAGCUGCCCGCCACCCUCCCGGGGAUUUAGGUGCUAUUUCCAGCUCGGUUUCCUUUCUACUCAGAUUAUAAAGAGUCGUUUAAGAGGACAGUCUCAUAAUCCUGUUAUAUUCUCACCCGGGGGGAUUUAACCCGUGCUGUACACAUAACGUCGUGAGGUUUUGUUGAGGUUAAAAAAAUGUGAAUUAUAUAAACUUAGCAAUAACUGGUGGACCUAUUUAUCGACAGUGUUGUGUGUUUUUGUACCGUCCAGAAGACACACGGAUGCGUCGGCGCCCGGCCGGCAGAAGCACAUAUCACAUUCUGUAUCAGCUUUAAAAUGCACUGUCGCUGUCCGUCCGGCGAGCGGCUCGCUGAAUGUCCUGUGGAGGGUUCCGUUCUCUCAGCUUGUGGAGCUGCACAGAAUUAACAGUUUCACAAGGUAGUUCUUUGUUAAUGUUGCCUAUUUAUUUAUUGAUUGAUUUAUUUAUUGCUGUUUAAUGGAGCAGAAUUGAUGUGUGUGUGUGUGUGUUUUUUGAAAUAUGUUGCUCCCCAUGUGGAAGGAAAAAGCAGGUGGCAGUUUGGUUCAGUCCCGUCGCCGCUGGCUGUGAGGCAGCGGUGCAAACCACUACACACACUCCCAAUCUCCAAAGCCUGGACUCCACUCACCGCCAGACCCUCGCUCUCUGCGGGGAUUUCCAGCUCUGCUGUUCUUAGAAACACAGCAGAUCUUAGAGCAGGUCUGUCGGCGUGUGGACUUUAGGAGAACUUCACGGUUCGAUUCCUCUGCCUUACUUGGUGCGUGCCGAGUGCGACUGAAUUCUGACUCAACAUCUGGAACGGAGCCUUUUCUUUUUCCGUCUGCCUGAUAGUGGAGGUUUCUGGAAAAUCGUUUUAAUAUUAUAUUACAUUUAAUGAAGCUUACUAAUCGUUUUACCCAUCGAGUGUUUGUUUCUAAUGGAAGAGGACGAGUGCAUCAGAACAAUCAGAGCCCCAGUGGCCUCUCAGUAGUUUUAGGUUGAUAUUUUACUGAAACAGGAGGGCGGAGUUUUAGAUGUGGUGCAUGGACGUGUUGGUUCGUCGGUUUUAACGUGCACGGCGGUCUGAGUGUGCCCGUGUCCACUGACCUCUGCGCCCGAUUGCACUGUUGGACAUCUCCUUGUACAUUUCCUGUAACAAAGCCAUGAGAACACGCAGAGCUCUUAAACACGUGUGUCCCGCCCCCCUGCUGAGCGGCGGCGGGAGGAGGAGGAAGAGGAGGAGUCUGAUCUCCUAAACUCAGGCCUUCAGCUGUUUGUGGCUGAUGUCAAACUCCAAAUGUUUCCUCUGAAAGGAAAAUUUAAUUCAGUUUUGUUUUACAAACCUGAAAGAUGUCAAAGAUGACAUUUAACCCCCAAAAAACAACUUUCAGCAGAAUCUCAUUUAAGAAAUGGCUACUGGUGGAAAAUGCAGUUAAAUAAUAAAAAAAGAAGAAAAAAAUCCUUUGUUUCUGGGAUUUAGGGUUUUUAUCGUCUGCUACGAAAACACUGUGGCCCAAACUAAACAGUGAGAACUCCAGCUGUGAUUGAUACAAGUGGAAGGUUUAGUGUUUUCUUUGGACCGGGUCGGCCACUCCGGCGGCCUCUUUUGGCCCCUGGGCCUUAUGUUGGACACCCCUGUUUCGUGGUGUAGGAAGAGAUGAAGUUGCUGAACUCUGUCAGUGUGUGUGUGUGUGUGUGUAGCCAGCGAGCCCACUCAUGAAUCCAACCUGAUGAGAUGUUUCUCUGCUAUUUGUGAAGCAGCAGUUAAAGUGGAAUAACCUGAAAAAAAACAAAAAAAACAUGCUCCUUUCUUUAACUUCGGCUGGGCCUUCCUUGUUUUCCUCAACGUCUUGGUUUUUUGCAUCUGAUCAAUAGCGGCUUGAGAGGAGCUGUGCGAUCAGAAAACCCGUCCUCACACACACUGUGGAGAUGCUGUGUCGGUCGGCGGUUUCAUUGUUUACUGUGUGUAAAGUCGCUCACUCUCUCUUCUACUCAAGACUAAAGCCAAAAAGAAAACGUGUGCUUGAUAUUAAACACUGACUGUUAGAUCCUUAAAGCUUGUUACUAACAGAUCUAUGAGAAGAUCACGUCAGUUUGUGUUUUCUUCAACAAAAAAAACCCUAAUUAAUUCAAAGUGUCAUGUUAUAACCACACACCUGAGAGUUCCGAUGUUCCUUUAUGACCUGAUGUUUUAUUUUCUCCACUCAGUUCUGCUUUCUUCUCACUGUAUUUAAGACUCAUUAAGAUCACGUGUCACGUUAAGCUGCAGCUGCAUCCACUGACAUUUACUAACUGUUGUGAUUUCUUUGUUAUUAUUAUAGAAAUAAAACUCUACCAGACCGG
Molecule: messenger RNA, 3147 nt
Organism: Salarias fasciatus (jewelled blenny)
Lineage: Eukaryota; Metazoa; Chordata; Actinopteri; Blenniiformes; Blenniidae
Gene: macir
Product: macrophage immunometabolism regulator
Exons: 2
Coding region: 134-784 (216 amino acids)
Biological process (GO): negative regulation of fibroblast migration; negative regulation of cytokine production involved in inflammatory response
Source: RefSeq, a predicted model, not a curated record